AUGCCGCCGCAGACGAUCCACUCGACCCUUCCGCCCUUUCCGGCCGACAUUCCCACCGCGCCGCUAGUCAGCGUCUCCCUCGCGGGUCUGGAGGCGCGCGACCCAGCCACCCAGCAGGCACUCUGGGACGCAUGCCAAGACCUCGGGUUCUUCUACCUCGACAUGUUUGGGAGCGAGGUUGGCGAGCGGAUCGUUUCUCAGGCAGAGGCGAUCAAUGCCGUCCAGAACAAGUUUUGGGCGCUGGGGAAUGAGGAACUCGACAAAUAUGGAAGGGAUAAGGUGCAUGAGUUCUUUGCGUAUCGGUAUGGCGAGCCGGGCGAGGUUGAUGGUAACGGGGUCAAGUUGCGUAACCAGAACUACAACAUCCGCAAGGACGACGUCCUGGGCCAGACGGACCGUCUUCCCGCUCCCCCAGUCGUGCGCUCCAACGACCCGCUCUUCGCCUCGUACAUUCGCGACUGCCGGGUCGUCAUCGACCUCCUUCUCGAGCAGCUUAACACGCGCCUCGAACUCCCCACCGGAACGCUGGCCAAGAUGCACCGCCUCUCCCAGCCGAGCGGCGACCAUAUCCGAUUCACCAACAACCCGCCGCAGCCUUUCGUGGAGCGGGUAGCCAAGCGUGGCGAGCACACGGAUUUUGGCAGCUUGACAAUCCUGUUCAACUGGCUGGGCGGUCUCCAAAUUCGGCACCCCAAGACCGACGAGUGGGUCUACGUUAGGCCCAUCCCCGGAUCCCCAGUUAUCAAUCUCGGUGACGCGAUGGUUACGUUUACGGCUGGUAUUUUGCGGUCCAACAUCCAUCGGGUUGUGCCGGCUCCUGGAGAGCAGUCACACAGCGAUCGGAGCAGCCUCGUCUUCUUUACACGGCCAGAGGACGACGUUAUCAUGAAACGGCUCGAGGGGGGUAUUAUCGAUGCUCAGCCGAAGACUGAGGCUGGAGAGGAGAUGACGGCGCAGGAGUGGUGGAUGAGCCGCGGGACGGGCAAGAUGCCGGGCAUCUUUACCAAGAAGGGCUUUGAGCCUUUUGUGGGUGGUGGUGAUCUGUAUGCUGGCGCUGUACGGAAGGAUGCCGAGGCGCAGGCGCAGGCGAUCAAGGCUUAG
Messenger RNA from Cutaneotrichosporon cavernicola, 1101 nucleotides. RefSeq lists its product as uncharacterized. Lineage: Eukaryota; Fungi; Basidiomycota; Tremellomycetes; Trichosporonales; Trichosporonaceae. Gene Ontology annotation, molecular function: 2-oxoglutarate-dependent dioxygenase activity. The coding region runs from base 1 to 1101 and encodes 366 amino acids. The transcript has 2 exons. The record is from RefSeq and is a predicted model, not a curated record.